Messenger RNA from Lepidothrix coronata (blue-crowned manakin), 1514 nucleotides. It is a transcript of the gene CAMLG, whose product is annotated as calcium modulating ligand. The transcript has 4 exons. Bases 19 to 882 code for a protein of 287 amino acids. Gene Ontology annotation, cellular component: GET complex. Lineage: Eukaryota; Metazoa; Chordata; Aves; Passeriformes; Pipridae. Gene Ontology annotation, biological process: tail-anchored membrane protein insertion into ER membrane. The record is from RefSeq and is a predicted model, not a curated record.
GGGCCUGAGGAGCCGGGGAUGGCGGACGCGGCGCCCACACCGCCGGGUCCCCCCGCGGGGCUCUCGGCGUCCCAGCGCCGUGCCGAGCUGCGCCGCAGGAAGCUGCUCAUGAACUCGGAGGAGCGCAUCAACCGCAUCAUGGGCUUCCACCGGCCCGCGGCCGGCAAGGAUGACGACAGUCACACAGAGUCAAAGCUGCAGCACGAGCAGGAUAAAUCCAACUCCCUCCCCAUUCCUUCGGUUUCCAAGCGAAUCGUGCUUGGAGAUUCCGUGUGCAGCGUGCCAGGCUCUGCUGACCACGCAGGGAGCCUGGCAGAGCUCCGGGGGGACAAGGACUUGUUCAGCAAAGCCCCCGAGCUGGUCACCGAGGGCACAGGGGAGCUCCGCCACCGGCACCGGGGUGAUCUGCCCCCGGAGGCUGCACCACGGCCACCCAGACACGGGCUGGAGCAGUACCUGUCCAGAUUUGACGAGGCUCUGAAGCUGAGGAACCAGCUGAUGAGUGAGAAGCCGAGCCAGGAGAACGGGAGUGCCGGGGAGGAGUUUGACUCUUUCCGCAUUUUCCGGUUGGUGGGAUGUGCUCUGCUCGCCGUCGUGGUCAGGGCUUUUGUGUGCAAGUACCUGUCAAUAUUUGCACCAUUUCUUACUCUACAACUCGCUUACAUGGGACUGUCCAAGUACUUUCCAAAGUGUGAGAAGAAGGUGAAAACGACAGUCCUGACUGCUGCUCUCCUGCUGUCUGGGAUCCCUGCAGAAGUGAUCAGUCGCUCCAUGGACACCUACAGCAAAAUGGGAGAUGUUUUCACAGACCUCUGUGUCUAUUUCUUUACUUUUAUCUUUUGCCAUGAACUUACUUUGGUUUUUGGCUCUGAAGUACCAUAAUGGCUGUACAAUUCCACACAGCAGCUACACUAAACCUUUCUGGACUGUGUUUCUUUAAUGUCUGACACUGUGCAGACAGGUCUAAACCUUCACUAAAAUUCCUACCUGUUGAAAUGCUUGAAAGGAGCCUUAAAUCCAGUCAUUUUGGGAAAGGAAGAGCAGGGUCCCAGACUGCCAGUUGUAUUGGUUCAGUUUAUUUAAAUACUGUGUCUGCAUAUUACAAAUGUGAAGACUAGGGUGCAAGUGUCAGUGGAUGAUUUAUUUGCUUUAGUUAGAUGAUGCCCCUCUCAACUUCCUUCAUAAAUAUUUACAAAGCUGCCUUUGUUCUUUUCAGUGAGAACAAGAAGAGAGUUCCCUUCAGCAGAAGCAUAUAUAUGUGUAUAUCCUGUAUGACUGUAUCUAACCAGACCUGCUCAUUUUGUGGUGUUCCCAUUUUUUUAAAGAAAGCUCUGAAUAAAAGAAAUCCCUGUACUCUAUUCAAAUGUUCAAGGUCAGAAUGUUGAACCAAGUAGCUGCUUCUGGAGAAUGUUGGUGAAACUUGCCACUUUGUUGUUAUGAUCCUUGCCUUGCUAUACCUUAUUUGUUGUGAUUGUAAUUAAUUUCAUUUGAUGAUGAUUGUGGAAAAGAGCUAA